AUUCUCUCUUUCUUUCUUUCUUUCACUUCUUUUAUCUUUAAAAUGCUGAGAGCACAUCUGAGACGUAGUCUACAAAAUGUAGCUUUAUUAUCUCAAAGAAGGUCUUUUGCAGCUACUACAAAGCUUCUGAAUAAUGCUUCAGUCAAUGUGGCUCAAACAACUAGUGAUGAACCUGGCCGUUCCAAUAAAUCAUUAUGGGGCUCAACCGAUCGAUUCACAAAUGAAUUGAAAUUUAUGCAGCAGAUCGAGUCUUUGAAGGCUUAUCGAGUCAUGGAUCAUACCGGCACUGUCUUGGAUCCGGAACACGAUCCCAAUCUUCCAAGAGAAGAAGUCCUUAAAUGCUACAAGAGUAUGGUUCUACUUCAUACAAUGGAUGGUAUUCUGUAUGAUGCUCAACGCCAGGGUCGUAUUAGUUUUUACAUGACACACUAUGGUGAAGAAGCCAUGAUUGGAACAGCUGCUGCUUUAAAGCCUGAAGAUGUUGUAUUUGGACAGUAUCGAGAAGCCUUUAUGCUGGUCUAUCGUGGUUUCACACUUGAUGAGUUCCUUAAUCAAUGUUUCUCAAAUGAAUUAGAUUAUGGAAAAGGACGACAAAUGCCUGUCCACUAUGGUUCCAAGAAAUUGAACUUUCAGACAAUCUCUUCUCCACUUGGCACACAGAUCCCUCAAGCAUCAGGCGCUGCAUACGCAUUAAAGCUUUCCGGGGCCAAUGCUUGUACAUUGUGUUUCUUUGGUGAAGGUGCUGCAUCCGAAGGUGAUUUCCAUGCUGGUUUGAAUAUGGCUGCAACCUUAAAAUGCCCUACCAUCUUUUUCUGCCGUAACAAUGGCUUUGCUAUUUCAACACCAUCCUCUGAGCAAUACAAAGGUGACGGUAUCGCCAGUCGUGGUAUCGGCUACGGUAUCGAUACUAUUCGCGUGGAUGGUAAUGAUAUUUGGGCCAUUUAUAAUGCCACAAAAGUAGCCAGAGAGAUUGCUGUCAAGGAGCAGAGACCUGUUCUGAUUGAAGCAAUGACUUAUCGUAUUGGUCAUCACAGUACUUCUGAUGAUUCUACCAAAUAUCGUGAUAGAAAAGAGGUUGAAGAACGAGCACAGUUUGACAACCCUAUCACUCGAUUACGAAGAUACAUUGAAGCCAAGAACUGGUGGAGCCCACAAGAAGAGGAAGAGUAUCGCAAGUCAGUAAAAAAGGAAAUUUUGAAAGCAUUUAGUGCUGCAGAAAAGAGAAAGAAGCCUGCUAUUAAGCAUCUAUUUACUGAUGUUUAUGAUGACUUAACACCCAACUUGGUUAGACAACAGAAUGAAUUGAAUGAGCUUAUAAAGAAAUACCCAGAAUAUUAUAAUACAGAUGAUUUCGCUUCAUCAUAAUCUUUGUCAUCCUAUUUAUACAAGUUUGGUUUACAUGUUUAUAUUUUAAAAAAUAAAAAAGAAUCUAUUGUCUACACAAACAU
Messenger RNA from Rhizopus microsporus ATCC 52813, 1448 nucleotides. RefSeq names its product branched chain keto acid dehydrogenase E1. Lineage: Eukaryota; Fungi; Mucoromycota; Mucoromycetes; Mucorales; Rhizopodaceae. Gene Ontology annotation, biological process: branched-chain amino acid catabolic process. The record is from RefSeq and is a predicted model, not a curated record. Gene Ontology annotation, molecular function: oxidoreductase activity, acting on the aldehyde or oxo group of donors, disulfide as acceptor. The coding region runs from base 43 to 1365 and encodes 440 amino acids. The transcript has 4 exons.